UGGCUUCCAUAACAUAUCAUGACAGUCUGACUUCUGUUUUCUAAAGUGUUGUGUGUGAAAAUUUCAUAAUAUUAUAAUUGGUGCUAUGUAGCUUUUGUUAAACUAAAUGGGAAACAUGACUUCGGGAGUCACCGCAUCCCCUUACUCAAAGAAAAUGCGCAGCCUUCCCUUGCAAGGAAGAGCACCACAAAGCAUACAACCCACGCAAGAUUUAUCCAAAAGCGUACAACUCCAAAGUGGGAAAAUUGAAACUUUACAAGCUUACAACAUGAACCCUCAAGGAACAUCUCAACUUUUACAAUCCAAGUGUGGGGAAUGCAAACCCGCAGAAGCUAUGGAUGUGGAGCUCUUACAACCAGGGUCUGGGAAACCCGAAUGUGUACAGCCUAUGGAUUUGAACCUUUUACAAUCUGGGUCUGGAAACAUAGAGUGUGUGCAACCCGAAGAUGUGCACAUUUCACAAUCCGAGUCUGGGAAUGCUGAAUUUGGGCAAUCUAAGGAAGGGAAUCUCUUACAACACAAGUCUGAGAACAUUGAAUUUGGGAAAGUUGAGGAAGCAAAUCUCUUACAAACAGAGUCUGGGAAUGCUGAAUGUGUACAACUAGAAGGUGUGGUGCUCUUACAACCUACGUCUGAGAACACUGAAUGUGUACAACCUGACGGUGCAAUGGUCUUACAACACGAGUCUGAGAAUGCUGAAUGUGUACAACCUGAUGAUGCAAUGGUCCUACAACCCGAGUCUGAGAAUGCUGAAUGUGUACGAGAGGAUGUGAUGGUCUUACAACCCGCGUCUGAGAAUGCUGAAUGUGUACGAGAGGAUGUGAUGGUCUUACAACCCGAGUCUGAGAAUGCUGAAUGUGAAAGUGUACAAUCUCAGACUGGUAAAUCUAAACAAGUACAAUCCCAACAAAGCAAAAUUAAUCCUGUGCAAUGGAAAAAACUAAAACAACGGAAAGGCAUCACCAAACAUUUACAACAAAAACGAAAAAGAAAUAGGAGUACACAACGACUGCCAAAGAAACCGAAACAACCUCUUGCUAAACCACCUGUGUCCCUUCGAAUGCAAACAAAGAUUGCGAUACAAAAUUCACAGAAAGAUGUUAUUCAAGUAUUAACGUUUGCUGAGGAAAGAAAACGCAUGCGCAUGGAUACCACAGGUUGGACCGCGUUACAUGACGCGUGCUUUCAAGGUCAACAAAAAGUAGUAAAAGAUUUACUUAAGGGUGGUGCCCUAGUAAACGAUAAAGGCCCAAACGGUGAUACACCACUUUUUGAUGCUGUAUCUGCAGACAAUAUUAAAUUAGUCAAGUUGCUUAUCACACAUGGUGCAGACCCUCAUAUUAAAAACUUCCAAGGUGUAGAAGCAUCUUUUUAUGCAAACGAUAAGAUCAAGAAAUUUCUACAAACGAUUAAAGAAAAAACCCAGGUGACUAAUGAUAAUGAGUCUACAUCUGGCCCUAAACGGAACUACACUGACGGGCAGUUGAGCACCGAGACCACCGACGAUGACAUCACCAAGAAGAAGAAGAAAAAGGAAGCAGAAGACAAGGAGCCCAUGGCGAAACCCGUCGCCACAGCGCGCAGUGGUCCCGGACGUGCUCCGAGUGGCACCAAGCCGCCCGGACCGGCCAGCAAGACGGGCGCCGCGCCGCUGGGCAAGAGCGGCGGCAAGGGCUCCUCCAAGACACAAUCCGGAAAGGGCGCCGGAGGAAAAGUAAACAAUCAACUGCAUCAAAAAGGAGGGAAAUCGCAGUCCCAGAGCAAACAGGAUAGGAAGAGUCCGGUGCAAAGCCAGAAGUCGAGUCAAUCUAAAGAUGCCGGUGAUGGAGAUACCGAAGAAGUGAAGUCGGAGUCUGGUCCCAAGGUGCCGCCGCUCAAGAUCGUCAUCCCGGGAGGCGCCGGCGGCUCGGGUGGUCGGAAUGAACAAGAAGAAGGUGGUACAGGUCAAAGGGGCAGCGGCAAGGGUCGUGGGGGCGGGACGUUGCCCUACGUCAUCCCUUGCACCACCACCGAUGCCGGACAAACAUCUGACAGCUCUGAUGGCAACAGCGAUGAUAAAAGACUCAGUGAAUGUGGAAAGACGGGUCAGCGAGUACUGCGCUCGCACAGGACCAAUGAUGACAAGGAUAAGGGUAGAACAUCACCGCAUACUGGCGCUGAAACCAGGGGACAAGCUCUCAGUCUAAAUAAGAGCCCGCCGCAAGGAUCUAGCAAAAAACAUUUCCAGGAUCAUCACGACCAUCAUUCCAGUCGCGACACAUCAGAAUUGCACCCGAGGAAGCGUAAGAUCAAAACAUCUAAGGACAGCCACCGGGAGUCGAGACACGAGUCUACCCAGGAUACCAGCCUCGUACACGCGGUCACUCACUCCAACCCUUACCAGAUGCAUUUACAGAUCCGUAAACAGGUAGAGGAACGUCAAAAGAGCCUGUUCCCAGUAAAGCCGAAGCCACCGAAGGACUUCCACAAGUAUCUGAUGAACCGCUGCACCUACACGCUGCAAGGGAAUGUCAACCCUCCAGCUAUCGAGAUUCCGCCCAAUCUCGCACCGCUGAUGGUUGAGGAAUUCAAACGACAGGAACAAGCAAGGACACACUUGCGUAUGCAGCAUCUUGUUGAGAAAGAAAAGUUGGUGUUGUCCGUUGAACAAGAGAUAUUGAGAGUGCAUGGCCGUGCUGAACGCGCUGUUGCCAACCAGGCUCUGCCGUAUUCAGUAUGCACAGUACUCCGUGACAAGGAGGUGUGCAAUCUGCUGGCUCCAGAACAAGAGGAGAAACGCAACGCCCAGCGCUCCAGAUGCAACGGCCGCCAGAUCAACUCCUGGCUGCAGGAGGUCGAUGAUAAAUGGGAGAAGAUUAAAGAAGUAAUGCUACGUCGUCAGAACAUGGAGGCAGAAACACUGCACGCCUCACAAAUAAUGGAAUGGGAGUGGAAACUGAAAGAUUUUGGCCUGUGCGAGUUCAACUCUAACCCUAAGAUCGAUCCUGUGCACGUGCCUCAGAUUCACGUAUCGAAUUUUGAUUUGCGCGCUUAAAUAUCUUUUUUAAAUUUAACCAUCUGUGUGUCCGCGUCACCAAUAAGGAGUUAUAAUACCCAUUAAGGGAUGUAACUAAUAUAACAUGAGAACAACACAAAUAAAAACAUCUGUAAUAGGAUUAUUUUUUCUCCAAAAUAACUAAAUUAAUUAAAUUAUUCAAUACUAACAAAACUUCGAAUUAAUUGAAAUAUACUAUCAUCAUGCAAUUUGUUUUUAAAAAUAUUACAACAACAACUUAUGCCCGUAACUCAGAGGGGUAGGCAGACACCACAGACUUCAAUUUGACGCAGACCUGACAAACUUUUCUUGCUUAUUCUAAAUUCAUACAUAUACAUUGGUUUCGGGCAAUACUUAAAAACAUUACAAUGAAAUUAAAAACUCAGCACAGCAUCAAAUAUUAUAAACCAAAUAAAUAACAGUUAUAAUUAAAAAAAACAGACAAUGGACAUCAAAAUUUGAAUAGUUUUAGUUACACCCCUUAUCAGUAUUGGUGAGACGGCUCAACGGGGGCGCAUAGUUAAAAUUCGAAACCUCUGAAAUCUCAAAUAUUCUGGUACCUGAUGAUCCAUAAUUUGUCAUCAUUUAACUUUUAAAUUAAAAAUGGAUUGUCAGUUCUCUGAAUAUUACGUUCUUUCAUAUUUCGGUAACCGAUGGAUCUAUUGUUUCAAUAUUUAGAUUGCCUGUUACCUUAAUAUGUUUUUUUUUUAAUUUUUUUUCGUUUAAUUUAAGAGAAAGUAAAACUUAACUUGUGUAACAUUGAUUGGUGUUUGGGUGCAAUUUAUGAAGCUAAGCUGAAUAGUUUAUUGUAGAUUGCAAUACUUUGGAUAAAUACGCGGGAAAGGGUAAGUGAGACUUGCCUAAAAUUAUAAAUACAAUUAUCUGACAUAAUUCUUGUCAGAACAAUUGAUAUGAUAGAUACAAAACUAACAUUUUUUUCUAAUUUUCAUUUGGAUUUGAAUUUUUAUUCGUACAAUUUUUUAUUUUGUCUACAAUAUUUUUUUAAGUUUUUCAUUUUUUUAAGCUCAAAUGCACUGUGCGUGUUUCCGAAAUGCAUAUUUUGGAAACCGACAAUGUGUCAAAAAGCUGUUUUGUACUUAUUUAUUAACAGAGUAACUGAACCGGUGGACAUAAGUGAAACUAAAUAACAGCUCACUAGCGCCCUUCAUUCAUUCCAUGUCUGUAGUCAUUUUCUAUGUCUACGUAGAUUUUAUAUAUGUUCUGACAAAACCUAGAACGACAGCAGCGCUCUCACCAGUUCAGAUAUCCUUUUUUGAUUAUACAGGUUGAUUUUUUUAAUUUUUCCGUUUUUAUCAGCUGGCAUAUUCUGGCCUCUAGGCCUAUGUAUGUAGGUUAUAUUACAGUUCAUCAGUAGUUUCAUAGAUAAAUGAUUCAAUUUUAAUUCACAUCUGAAAUUGUAUAUCACAUUUACUAAUAAUCGUAAAUUGAAACUACCAUUAAUUUUGACCUUGUGUCAUAUAGAUGUAGGAAAAUAACAACUGUCAGAUUUUGAUUUAAAUAAAAGUUCAUAUAUUAAUAGUAAACAUAAUUUAGAACAUGAUGUAUAGAACAGUAUUAUGUUUCAUUUGUUACUUAUUUUAAAUGUACCCUUGGGUUCUCACAUGUAAAACAUCUAUUCGAAAAUUUCUAGUUCUUCCACGGAUAAACAUAUCUGUAAUUUUUUUUCCUUAUUUAUUGAAAUUUCUUGCUACACUUACCAUCCCCUUAAUAGGUCAACAGUGUUAGUUAUAUGAACAUAUAUUUACUUAAAAUUUGACAGGUGUUAUUUAAAUAUUAUUUGCCAACUUUGCUAUUUACAUAAAAAAAGGUAAUUAUUUUAUACAAUUUAUUUUCGAUGCUAUAUUCUGGUCUUUACACAUUAUAUAUAAUUUUCUUUUUUAUUAAUAAAAAAAGUAUCUUUCUCAAGUAAAAUAUAUAUAAAUUAUAUGUAAAUCGUGUAAUAGAUUUUUUUAAAAUUAAGCAAGUUGGCAAAUUUAUUAUGUAGUUAUAAGUGUUUCAAAUAUAAAUGUCUAAAUGUUAUUCUUCUAUAGUCGACCUCAGACCUUUUGCAUUUUAUUGGAGCAAAUUAAUUUUGAAAAUAUUAGGUAAUUCGAAUUUAAUCAAAUGUAAGGGUUCAAUACAAAAGAAAUUAUUUUUUAUUUUAGAUAUUUCUUUAGUACUUUUAAUAUAUUGGUGUGGAAGAGAAAUGUUAAACAACAAACAAAUUGUUAUGGCAGAUAAUAAAUACAAAUAAUUUUAGAACAUUAGAUCUGCCCAAUUUCUGGGGGAAUGCGAGAAGACUGGAUACAUUAAGCUCCUAUGUUUGAUAUAUUGAAUAGAAAAAAACACUAAGUAUUAACUAUUAUUUAAAAAUUAUUUAUUCAACUGUUAAAUUAAGUUUUGUUGAAAUUAUGAAGAAAAAAAAUUGCUUUAAUAAAUUGUAAAAGGCCAUUAAUUCGUAGAAACUUUCUGUGAUGCACCUUACCAUUGUUUUGAUUUGUUUAGAAAUCAGUGGUUCGUUAUAAUUACUUGUUAAUUGGGGGGAUUUUAAAUUAUAUUGAUUUCUCCAUAAUUUGUUAUUUAUGAUAUUCACACAUGAAUGUUCUGAUAGACUUUGAUUUAUUUCCAAAAUCAACUAAAAAAAAAUUGCAGGUAACAUAACAUUGAGACUGGGAUAUCUUUUUUAUCAAUUUUUUGUUGCACUAAUUUAAAUUAUCAAAAAUAUAAUUCAUAAGUUAACAGUCAAGUUACAGAUCUCAAUUAAUAUAUUUUCCUAAUCUCUAUUGUCCUCAAAUUUCAUAAUACAUGUUAUUGGUGUCUAUAUUAUAAUCUGUGUCAAAUUUA
This is a messenger RNA of Papilio xuthus (Asian swallowtail), 5878 nucleotides long. Its product is annotated as ankyrin repeat domain-containing protein 12. Gene Ontology annotation, molecular function: protein binding. Lineage: Eukaryota; Metazoa; Arthropoda; Insecta; Lepidoptera; Papilionidae. The transcript is spliced from 15 exons. The record is from RefSeq and is a predicted model, not a curated record. The coding region runs from base 107 to 3034 and encodes 975 amino acids. Gene Ontology annotation, cellular component: nucleoplasm.